Messenger RNA from Vicia villosa (hairy vetch), 1242 nucleotides. Its product is annotated as F-box/kelch-repeat protein At3g23880-like. Bases 1 to 1242 code for a protein of 413 amino acids. The transcript has a single exon. Lineage: Eukaryota; Viridiplantae; Streptophyta; Magnoliopsida; Fabales; Fabaceae. The record is from RefSeq and is a predicted model, not a curated record. Gene Ontology annotation, molecular function: protein binding.
AUGGACCCCCCUCCCUCUCAAACUCGUCGGCCGCCCAGCUCGCCGUCGUCAACACCAAUCAUCCCCGACGAAAUCAUCGUGGAAGUCCUCUCCUUCCUUCCUGUCAAAUCACUCAUUCAAAUGAAAUGCGUGAGUAAGUUCUUCAAAUCCCUCAUUUCCGACCCCACCUUUAUCAAAAUGCAUCUCCGUCGAUCCGCACGAAACCCUCAACUCACGAUCGUCUCAGGAAAGUGCGUAGCAGAUUUCCGUUUCGUAACUCUCGCUAUAAAUGAUUUUCUCGAGAAUCCUCUGAUCAUCGUUCCGGAGAAGCCUUUCCUUCCAUUGUUGGACACUGUCCAUUACUGGUUGGUUGGUUCUUGUAAUGGAUUACUGUGUUUUGCUCAUUAUUCUAGUUUCACUGAUAGUUAUGGAGAUUGUUGGCUCAAUUUCUAUAAUCCAGCUACAAAUACUUUAUCUAACAAAUUAGGCCAUUAUAAGGAUUAUUGCAAGCAUCAUUUUUUCUUCUCUAGAUAUGCAUUUGGUUAUGAUUGUUUAACUGAUAAUUAUAAAGUAGCCGCGUUACAAUUGAUUGCUGACGAUGGUGAAAUUGGUGGUGAAAAUGGAGACAAUGAAACUCAAUGGAGAACAAAGGUGAGAACAGAGGUGAGAGUUUUCAGUGUGGGUGAUAAUGUUUGGAGAGAUAUUCAAGAUUUUCCGGUUGGUCCUCUCCGGUUAACUCUUCCCUUUGAGAAUCAUGGUGUUUAUUUGAAUGGUAACCUUAGUUGGUUGGCACUUCGGAAUUGCUACUCUACUGAUAUGUUUUAUCAUAGCAAUGAUAUUACUCUUGAUCAAUUUGUGAUCAUUUCACUUGAUCUGAGUGCUGAGAGACACGUGGAGUUAACACCUCCGCAGGGUUUGGAGGAAGUGCCGCUGAUUGAGCCGACUAUUUCUGUGUUGCUGGAGUCUCUUUGUUUUUGUCAUGAUUUCAAACAAACUUGUUUGGUUAUAUGGCAGAUGAAGGAGUUUGGGGUUGGAGAGUCUUGGACUCAACUCUAUAGAAUUAAUUAUCAGAAUCUUCAACACAUUGGAUGCUGGUUGCCGUUGCACAUUUCUCAAGAUAAGAAUACUUUGGUAUUGGCAAACAAGCGUGACCUUCUAGCUAUCAUCUAUGACUGGGCAAAUAAUAGAGUAGAGAUGGUUACUAAUAAACCGCGGUGGGCCUUCUGUAAGGAUUAUGUUGAAAGUUUGGUUUCAGUUCGAUGA